UCUCUCUCUCUCUGACUCUCCUUCACUCUCACUCUGAUUCUUCUCUCUCGCUCUAGCUCUAGCUAUCUCGCACUGUGGCUCUUUCUCACUAGUUCGCCUAUCUCUCUCCAAGAAUCCCUUUCUCCAUUCAAUAGCAGAUUAGCCACCACUCUCAAGACAGGUUCAUAUAUAUCAUUAAAUUCAAUAGCUAGCUAUGGUUAGGGAAUUGGUUAUGAUAUAAGAAGGAAUAUUGGUGGAGUCUCGAUACGUUAUUGAAGAUUGUAGAACAGUGCACAAAUGAAUUUCAUGGAUGAGGACGCUUCUUCGGGCUCUGGAGAUGAUGCAAACAUGCUAGAUGGAAACAAGCAUCAUUCUGGGGUACCAUCAAGUUCCGGUCGUCGGAAGAGAAGUCGCAAGGCUACUGGCGAUGCUAUAGUGGAUGCUAUGCUUGAAAUAGCUGCAGCUUCAAAAAUGAGGGCAGCGGCAAUCAUGAAGAGCGAGGAAGGGUUUUCCAUAAGCAAAUGCAUAAAGAUACAACAGCUGGCAUGGAUGAUUUUGACUUAGAAUUGGAUGAGAUGGAACUAACUGCGGCAGCGGCUGGCUACUACUAUUAUAACAGUAUUACCAAGCAAACUUGUCGUAGUCUGUCACCUAGUAAAGAAAGUGGAUUUAUGACCGAAGUUCUCAAUGGUCAUGAUGAUGUGUUCCAGGAAAUGUUUCGGAUGGAUAAAAAUGUUUUUCACAAGUUAUGUGACAUUCUUCGGCAGAGAGGCAUGUUACGUGAUACUGCUGGUGUUAUGAUAGAGGAGCAGCUGGGAAUUUUUUUGAAUAUUAUUGGCCAUAAUGAACGUAACAGAGUAAUCCAAGAGCGGUUUCAUCAUUCAGGUGAAACCAUCAGCCGUCAUUUCAAUAAUGUGUUGAAGGCAGUCAAGUCACUCUCUCGUGAAUUCUUACAAACACCAACCCCCACCACCCCUCCAAACAUCCUUGGGAAUAUUAGAUUUUAUCCAUAUUUCCAGGAUUGUGUAGGAGUCAUUGGUGGAAUGCACAUUCCAGCCCAUGUCCCAGCCAAAGAUCAAUCCCGUUUUCGAAACAAGAAAGGUGUUCUUUCACAAAAUGUGUUGGCAGCUUGCACGUUUGACCUCCAGUUUAUAUUCAUUUAUCCUGGUUGGGAAGGAUCAGCAGCAGGUUCACGUGUAUUGAAGGCAGUCCUUGAUGAUCCACAUCAGAAUUUUCCUUGUAUUCCUGAAGGGAAAUAUUACCUUGUUGACUCAGGAUAUGCAAAUAUGAAAGGAUUUAUUGCUCCAUUUCAAGGGGUAAGGUAUCAUGUUCAUGGUUAUAGAGGUGCUAAUCAGUUACCUAGAAAUGCAAGGGAGCUAUUUAAUCACAGGCACUCAUCUCUUAGCAAUGUCAUCCAGAGGUCUUUUUCUUUGUUGAAGACUAGGUUUCCUAUUCUCAAACUUGCUCCUCAGUAUGCUGUUCAUAUUCAAAGAGAUAUAGUUAUAGCUGCAUGUGUUCUACACAAUUACAUCCGGCGUAUGUCAGAAAAGGAUUGGCUGUUUUUCGAUACAGAAAAGAUAACAAUGGAUGAAUUGCCUGAUCUUGAUGAAAAUCCUGACAUGGAAUUGGUUGCUUCGUUACAAGAACAUGUUGCUUUUUCAUUGAGAGAGUCAAUUGCAGCAGAAAUGUGGAAUGACUUUAUAAAUAGAUGGGAUCAGUGGUAACUGUUAGCAAUGUCUUUCAUGAUUAUGAUUAUGAUUGUUAUUACUAUUGUUAUUAUCAAUAUUAUUACUGUUGUUCUUCUUCUUAUCAA
Messenger RNA from Prunus persica (peach), 1792 nucleotides. RefSeq lists its product as uncharacterized. The coding region runs from base 501 to 1703 and encodes 400 amino acids. The transcript has 6 exons. The record is from RefSeq and is a predicted model, not a curated record. Lineage: Eukaryota; Viridiplantae; Streptophyta; Magnoliopsida; Rosales; Rosaceae.